Messenger RNA from Oryzias latipes (Japanese medaka), 6296 nucleotides. RefSeq names its product zinc finger, MYM-type 2 (gene zmym2). NCBI's taxonomy places the organism in Eukaryota, Metazoa, Chordata, Actinopteri, Beloniformes, Adrianichthyidae. Gene Ontology annotation, molecular function: zinc ion binding. The record is from RefSeq and is a predicted model, not a curated record.
AUUGUGAGAAAUUGCUUUCCUUUGACUGUCAGAGAAGACACAGAACUCAAAGGGGUCAUCUUCGUGAUAGACGAUCUCUAGACGUAAAGUGGAAAGUUCUACGUUGUGCGCAUGCGCUCCCCGGGAUUAAUGUCAGGGCACAAAAGUGGCGCUACACCGUUUCAAGAUCUUCUCCGGUGGUUGCCUUAGUGAUGGAUGGGGAGACAGAACCAAAUUCUGUUGUGGGAGAAAAGGCAGAGGAGCUGGUGGAGCCCAUGGACGCCACUCCUUUCCCCCAGCAACAGACCUCACCUCCUUCCGAAGAGUCUGGGGAGACGGUUGCCAAAGUAACCGGAGAAAAAACCCCAAAGGAGGGCAACACAGAGGACAAUGAUGAUGAUGUGGUUCUCGUAGGAGAAGAGGCUCCCCAGGUUUCUCCCACACCCUCCCUCCAGGACACGCCCAGCACAGACUGCUUAAAGGCGGCCUCAGGGGCAGAAGAGGACAUUGCCACGGCAGAGAUGGUUUCCAAAACUUCCCCUUCCCCUGUGUCUUCCAACGCAUCCGCGGUGGCGGCACCUCAGAAGCCUCCCAACGCAGAGCCAGAGCCCAUCGUGAUUGAAGAUGAGGAGGACACUGAACAGAAAGAUGCUUCCCCCUCACCCAUCACCCGAGGAUGCUCCUCUGCGUCCCACUCUCCUGCUCCACGCAGCGGCUCUGAGCCGGAUUCAGACAUUAAGAUCGCCAGUGUCACCACUCUAGAUUCUAGCAGCCAGAAAGAGAGCGGCAUGCUGUCUGCAGUAAACACACCUCCACAUUCAGAGGACACCCAGACAGACCUCAACCUGAUGAUAACCUCAGUGACAUCCCUGCAAGGAGGAACGUCUGCCAUCAUAACGGCAGUUGAAGGCCAGGCAGAGGAAAAUGGUCUGCAAAUCAGCAGCACCUUCAGCCUGAAUCCUGACACCCCGUCUUCUCGACCAACUGCUUCCUUUAACCCAGGGCGGGGCUCUGGCUCCAUCGGCCAGCUUGUUCAGAAUGGAGACUCUGAGACGCACAACAGAACAGAUUUAUGGAUCUCCCAGUCAGCUUCAGUUCCUCGUAACCAAAAGCAGACGGGGGUGGACUCUCCGUCAUCAGCCACUUCUCUUCCCAGAUCUGCAGGCCAGUCCUCCUCAUCCACUUCUUCUGGCACCCAGCCACAGACCAGGACAGUCAAGGUCACCUGUGCCAACUGCAAAAAGCCUCUGAAGAAAGGUCAAACGGCCUACCAGCGGAAAGGCUCCACACACCUGUUCUGCUCCACCACCUGUCUGUCUGCCUUCUCCCACAAACCUGCACCCAAAAAAAGCUGCACCAUGUGCAAAAAGGACAUUACAAACAUGAAGGGUACAAUCGUGGCUCAGGUCGACUCCAGCGAGUCCUUCCAGGAAUUCUGCAGCACCGGUUGCUUAGGUGCCUACGAGAACAAGCAAAACCCUCCUAAAUCAGGCCUCAAAACAAAAUGCACUGUCUGCGGCAAACUCACAGAGAUCCGCCAUGAGGUCAGCUUUAAAACUGUGACCCACAAGAUCUGCAGCGAUGCGUGCUUCAACAUCUACCGCAGGGCAAACGGGCUGAUCAUGAACUGCUGCGAGCAAUGCGGCGACUACCUGCCCAGCCGGGCGUCAGCCAAUCACUUUCUGCUGGUGGAUGGUCAGCAGAAACGCUUUUGUUGCCAGAACUGUAUCAGGGACUAUAAACAGGCUCACAGUUCACUUGCGACCUGCAUGAGUUGCAAAACAUUGAUCAAGACAGGUGAAGUGAUCCAAAGCCUUGGAGCGGCUGGGACCACAAGUUCUUACUGCUCUGUCAACUGUAUGAACAAAGGCAAGCUGACUUCAACUCCCUUCCUUAACACAGAACCCACAUGUCACUUCUGCAAAAGAAAUUCCUUGCCGCAGUACCAGGCCACUCUGGCAGAGGGCAGCAUCCUGAACUUCUGCAGCUCUCAGUGUGUAAGCAAGUUUCAGAAUGCUACUCUUCAAACAACUACCAAUGGACAGGCGCCGCUUUGCACAACAAACAACACCAUCCAGCUGAAAUGUAACUACUGUCGAGGAGCGUUCAACCUAAAGCCAGAAAUCCUGGAGUGGGAGGAUAAGGUCUACCAGUUUUGCAGUAAGACGUGUUGUGAGGACUACAAGAAGCUUCACUGCAUUGUGACGUUUUGUGAGUACUGUCAGGAGGAGAAGACGCUCCAUGAGGUGGUCAAGUUCUCUGGGGUCAAGAGACCAUUCUGCAGUGAAGGCUGUAAGCUGCUAUAUAAACAGGAUUUCAUCAACCGGCUGGGUCUGAAGUGUGUCAGCUGUAACCACUGCAAUCAGUUAUGCAAAAGAGCCGUGACUCAGCAGCUUGGAGGCAUGACUCGGGACUUCUGCAGUGAGGCUUGCUCCAAGAAGUUUCACGACUGGUACUACAAGGCAGCACGAUGCGAUUGCUGUAAGGUACAGGGAAACCUGACCGAGUCUGUGAUGUGGAGAGCGGAGAUGAAGCAUUUCUGUGAUCAGGACUGCCUGUUGAAGUUCUACUGUCAGCAGAACGAGCCCAUCAUGGUCACACAGAAAGGGCCAGAAAACACCAGUACAGGAUUAGAAGCACAAGGAGCCAAACUUGGACAUGUAAACCAGAGUACUGCAGCCUACUCGGGUGGGGGUCUUAUGAGAGAUGUGAAGAACAAGGCAGUUCUCUGCAAGCCGCUUACCCUGACCAAAGCCACCUACUGCAAGCCUCACAUGCAGAGCAAGCUGCUGCAGACGGAUGUAGAUGAUGGUGUUAAGAGGGAGUACAUUCCUGUUCCUAUACCUGUGCCUGUCUUCAUUCCUGUACCCAUGAAUAUGUAUGCCCAGGUCACCCCAGCUCCCGUCUCUCUGCCUGUACCGCUUCCUGUGCCUGUGUUUCUGCCCACCACCUUGCAAGGGGCAGAACAGAUCGUUCAGACCAUCAAAGACAUGAAAAAAGAGGAUUCCUCUGAUCCUGCAGAGGCCAGUCUGUUCUCUUCAGCAGAGAAGAUCACAGAUGAUCAGAAACCAGAUGUGAAACCAGUGAAGAUAAAAAAGGAACGGCAAAGACACAAAUCCUCCAGCAGCAGCAGGAGCAGCGGCAGCAGCAGUAGCUCUGACAUAGGGGAAGAGCAGGAGGAUGACAAAUAUGAGCCUGACUUGGACUUGGAAGCAGACUUCCUUCAAGCCUCAGAUCCUGCCCCGGUUCUUGAAGGAAUGGAUGAGGAAAUGAGCUUCUCUUUACCCCCCAUCCUGUCAGAUGAGAAAGAUGAGCUUGAAGAAUCCACUCCACGACCACAACCAAGGAGACUCGGAAGUAAAAGGCGGGCAUUGGAGGAAAACUCAACGUCAUCCACCUCUUCUAGUCCAAAUAACAAGCCCUCUAAAGGACAUUCGUUGCCUCUUAAAGCUCGCUAUGGCGUCAAUGCUUGGAAACGCUGGGCGUUAUCUUUUAGUGACAAAUCUGAAGACACCAAAGCAGCUGAAAACACCAAACCCGUACGACCUAAAAGUAAUCUUCUGACUCUGAGUCCAGAGGAGUUGAAUGCAGCUCUGUCCAAAUUUGUCAAGGAAGUCUGCAGGCCCAACGGGGAACGCUACUCUCCAGACAGUAUGCUCUACCUCUGCUUGGGGAUCCAGCAGCACCUUUACGCCAAAGGACGCAAACUCGACCUCUUCAGUGAUCCAUGCUUCCAGCAGUUCGGAGAGGAGCUGAACAAAGUCCUAAAAGACUGGCAGCCCAGUGUGCUUCCUGAUGGCUCACUAUGGGGUCGAGUGGAGGAGCAAAGUCUGUGGAGCAGCCAGCACCUGGGGGAGCAGAGUCCCGCCACGCUGCUGCGCUCCCUGGUUUACCUGAACACCAAAUACUUUGGCCUGCGCACCGUGGAACAGCAUCUCCGCCUCUCCUUCGCCAACGUCUACGGCCCUGACACGGUCCAUCCUGUCACCAAGGAGAGCACGGUCUGCAUCCGCGUGCCCUCCAUCAGUCAGGAUCACCAUGUGCAAACAGAGUCUAGGAAGAGGAAGCGCAGCCUAAAGGAUGGCGAGCAGGAGGACGAGGACACGGGCAGCUCCUCAAUACGGUGUCCUGUAAAGAAACACGAGUGUCGUCUCUAUGAGAUCUACAGAUCCAAAUGUCCACCGUCAUUGUGGGAGCAUCAUGGCGUCUUCUACAUGCAGCCGGAUCCAGCCUGCAGCCCAGAGACUCAGUUAUGGUUCAGCUCUGCGCCCCUGGAAAGACGGAUCCUGGAGAGCCUCCUCACUCGAGUGCUUCUGGUCAGGGACAUUUACACAGACAAGGAACACUUGGAGGUGGAGGAGGAGGAAGAGGGAGAUCAGGGGGAGGAGGAUGGAGGGAAGUAGCAGAACCAGAGGAAAAUGUGCGUUUCAUCAAACAUGUUUCUGUUGCCCGUCAUUGUCUCUUAAAAGAUGUCUUAUGUUGAUGAGAGGAUGUUCACAACAUGGUGGAUGAUGGUUGUGGUGGUGAUGAUUUGCCUCUGGAAGGAGGUCAGAAAAGGGAUCGGCACAAAUCCACGAUAUUGAGUGACGUGAGGAGAUGUGAAGUCAAGCUGUAAUGUUUGCUGACGGAGAUGGGAGGUUUAGGACUCGCUUUAGGAAUUCACGACAACCUCUCAGAGAAACAUGUUUUCUGUAUUUGUACGAGCAGCUUUAUGUUGAAAGUUCACGAUAGGAUGUUUUCGGAUUGAAUCGGAGAUGCAGCAUUCAGAUUAAGGUGAAGGAAAAAUUACAUUUCCUAAAAAUCAUCCCUCAUUCAGUCUUUCAGCUUUUAAAUGAGGUAGAAUUAUGACUGACGGGUUUUGAAAAUGAACUUACUCAUUUACAAGAUGCAUUUUUUAUACACAAACCUUUUCAUUCCAAUGACGGAGUGUUUUAGGUUUAAGGUUCCUGCAGUUUCCAUGUCACUGAAUUAGCGUUAUUGGUAAAAAAAAAACAACCAACAUCUGCAAUACUUAAUCAGCAAAACCAAAGGUGCUUUACAGACGGUUCAGCUCCGAUAUUCUAAUGGGAGACAAAGUAAUGGGUCUGGAAUGUAAAGCCUUCACCUCCAGGUUUUACAGAGACUCACAGCUCAAACUUUGCUUUGGAAAUGGGGUAAUAAUAGUCUUCACCAGUGUUGUUAAACUGCAGAAUUUAUCUCCAGUUCCCAGCCCCAUCAACACGUGUCAGCCUUUAAUAUGCGUCACGUUUCUAGAGGGACAUCAAACCACAUGAACUACCCACUGAGCGGCGCUGCUGUCAUGUCCCGCCUCCUGUUCUUCCUCUGUCAGGGCUGCUCUCAGGCUAAAACGUUGCUCCACAGAAGACUCCAGUCAAGACUGUUUCCUGCUGGAGGAGGUUGCCUAUCCACAUGCUGCGUUUCUUUGUAGGACAUAACGGGAGGCCUCGUUCCUGCGAUGUAGCAUUACCAGCGUACCAAGCCCAGAUUGGGUUCUUUCCAUGUGUAAAUAUAUUCGAAAAGGGGAGGAGUCAACAAAGGAGCUGUGUAGUUUUGAAUAAAUAAAACCUUAGUUUGCAAAGUGACCUGUUGCAGAGCUUUUUCUUAACAUUAUUUAUUUGCUUUUAGUUUGUUUUAAAUGGUUGUAUUUUUGUAAGCAGUUUUCUUCCCCCUUUAUACGAGCGAUGAUGAUGGUGAUGAUCCAGUUAAAUAUGAAGGAUUACUCCAAUUUGUGGAACUAGUUUAAAGACUUUCACAUUUGGCUGUUUAUGUAGUUUCACUCAUUCCGUUGAGUUAGAUUUUUUUUUCAUGAUCUUUAGAAAUAUUUUUGUCAAGCUAUCCUUGCAUUUAUUUUAUUUUAGUUUAACUAUGCGUUAUAUAAAAUGUUGUCGUGCCAUCAACUUCUUUAUUUUCCCUCCUUUUGAAUGAUGUGACUGGUGCACCUGGUUAUUUACGAGCUCCUUGCUGAACAGACUCCUCCUCCUCCCUCCCGAGUUGGACCUUCAUCUGAAGCUGUGACCUCCACCUUCUCCCCCUUUGAACCGCGCUUCUCCCUAAAACCUGCCGUGGACAUAGGAGGACACUACAGAUGAGGGGUUCUGAUCAACGUGUGGCUAGACUGACCCUGGUCAGAGGAUGCUGGUUUACCAGACCAGCGCCCCCUGCUGGACUGAGGCGGCUUCAGCAGACGCUGCGGCUGGCUUUAACGCCUAAUGUGAAUGUGCCUACCUGUAAAUACUGAAAGUGAGUGAUUGUGACUUGAAUCUGAACUGUGGGCUCUUCUGCUGAUGUGGUUGUUUAAUAAAUGACUUUGUUUUCUA